This is a messenger RNA of Sebastes umbrosus (honeycomb rockfish), 1124 nucleotides long. RefSeq lists its product as uncharacterized. The transcript is spliced from 5 exons. The coding region runs from base 71 to 724 and encodes 217 amino acids. Lineage: Eukaryota; Metazoa; Chordata; Actinopteri; Perciformes; Sebastidae. The record is from RefSeq and is a predicted model, not a curated record.
UUCUCUGCACCUCCUCCACAAAUACAUUUCAGAGCUGUCGUUGAAGUUUCAGUCUGUCUCUCUCUGUCUGAUGGUCAUCAUGUUCAGCCGAAACCAAGCAGCUCUGCUCUCCAUUCAGCUUUUAAUUAUGUGCCAACUCUCUGCAGAGAUAAUUGCAGUUGAGCACAAACUGGUGUCCCGGGGAGACUCCGUCAUCUUCACCUGCAACAUAUCCAGGAUAAAUGUAACUCAAUUCAGCUGGACCAAAGGCAGAUUGUUUUUCAUUAAUUCAUACCAACGGAAUCAGAAUUUUUCAAAUUUCACCUCUCACAGAGUGAGAAUAGACGUAAACUUACCUUCAAAGCUGAGUAUUUCUAACAUUCAGUAUGACGAUGCAGGACUCUAUAGAUGUACUGUAACUGCCAUAAAACUUAUAAAGACUCUUGAGUGGAAUUUAACGGUGUCUUGGGAACCUGAAGAAAUCAGUCCAUCGUGGUCUUAUCUAUGCAUACUCACAGCUGUAGCUGUAAUUGGAUUUCUUCUAUGUGUCUUCACUCCAGCUGUCUGCCUCUACAGAAAACUCAGGACCAGGACACCAAACCAGCACCCAGUCGAGGAGCAGUUUGAUCCUCAGUCAGAAGGAGAGGUGACCGUCUCUCAACGGCAGGGUGGCACAGACAGCAGGACACAAAACAAGCGCAGGAGUCAGUACAUGGAGAGGCUCAAUUCAAUCUAUGAUCUCUGAGCUGAGAAGCAAUUUAAAUGAAAGUUAAACAAGAGACACGGAGCAACCAGGUGCUUCAAGGCGAGUCAAACAGAGGGAGGACGACUGGGUCUCUGAGGCCUUUUGUUUAUCUAACGUUAACACAUUAAAACCAGUGCUGUCACUUUAAGGGAUUUUGUUUUCAGCUUAUCGUUUAUAUAUAUGGUACUCAGUGUAUUUUGUUAUGUUAUUAUUUAUGUGAUGGUUUCAUUAUUAGUAUGCUGUGUUGAAUGUAUUCAAAUCCAUCUUGCACUGUGAGCUCACUAAAGAUAGCUCCAAUGUUUGCUAUAAUUGCAAUAAAGUUAAAUCAACACGGUGUGUGACCCCUAAUGUUGUGUGAGGGAAUUACAGGGGGACUUUUCAAUCCAAAUAAAUUACACUU